CGCAGAGGACAGUGGAUUGAGUUAGCUGGAAGACGAUAUUGUCUUUGAAGCGCAGCUAAUAAUUGAAUUUGUAAUUAAGCAACAAUGUCCUCAGUUGAGUAUUUGAGAGAGUUUGUCAGCGAGCGACUAACAGCUGCUGCUGAAGAAAUAUUCAGAGUUUUUAAAGAAACUAUCGUUGAGUACGAGGAGGAGAUCCGUCGUCAGCGCAAACUGCUGGACGUCGUGUGGAAACCCGAAAUAAAGAUACACAGGACAGAGCUCCCACAGCAACGUGUCAGUGAGGAGGAGAAGGAAGAGGAGGAGGAGGAGGAGGAGAAGGAGGUUCUCCCUGAGCAGCAGCUUUGUGACCAGCAGAGGAACUCCAGUCUGGACCUAAAGCCUCCACGGAUUAAAGAGGAACAGGAGGAACUCUGCACCAGCCAGGAGGGAGAGCAGCUUGUACUGAAGCAGGAGACGGACACCUUUAUGUGGACUCCUACUUAUGAGGAAAGCGACCACCUUGAACCAGAACCGAGAAGUGACCACCAGCUCCUCUGUAACAACGGUCAUGUUGCUCAGAACCAAGAUCAGAAAGGAGACGAGGAUGGAGACUCACAGUCAGCUGGAGUUGCAGAGAAAAGCCAAAGUGAAAGUCACAGUGACAAAGUACACUACCCUGACAUGUCACAUACUGACCACAAUGCUCGCACAGGUAAACGGACUUUCAGAUGUGACACCUGUGGAAAAGACUUUAAUCAGAAGCAGACGCUGCAGAGACACCGGAGACUCCACACAGGUGAGAAGCCAUAUUCGUGCAAAACAUGCGGGAAAGACUUCAGACAUGACAGCGUGUUGAAAGGCCACAUGAGAACGCACACAGGGGAGAGGCCGUACCUGUGCAAGACCUGUGGGAGAGCUUUCAGACAAAACGGGAACUUGACAGUCCACAUGAGGAGGGUGCACUCUGGCGAAAAGCCGUUCGUUUGCAAGACGUGCUGGAGAAGAUACGUUGACCUGCCAGCACUGAGAACGCACAUGAGAAGAGUCCACGCUGGGGAAAAGCCGCACCUGCACAAGACCUGCGAGAAGAAGUUCACUGAUGUUUUGACUGUGAAAUCUCAUGAGACAGUCCACUGUUUCCCACAGGUCUGAAGUGGCCUGCAUCACAUUUGUUAGUCAGUGAAUAGUUUUUGUUUUUUUCACGUAUUAUAUUUUAUAGAUCCAACCCUCAUCUCCAUGUACCCACAUGUGAAGAGAAUAAAGCACUACAAAGAUGGCACCUCUAGAUUCUUUUAAGACUUGAUCGCCUGUGCAUAUGGGAACACCUCUGGUGCUGGUUCAUCUAUCGAUAUUCAGACGUGCAGCCAGCUGCUCCCCCUUUUUUGAUGAAGUGCUUGGUGCAUGUGAUUCUUUGUUGUGUGUUCAGUUCAUAUUAAUUCAGGUAGCAUGCCAACCUUAAAUGAUGCAGGGCUUUCGGCCCACCCUCUAGGGUCUCUUCAUCUCUGUUUGCAGUUCAGCACCGGACAGCGCCGAGUCAGUGACUCUCCGCCUCCCUUAGGCACCAAUAGCUCGAAAAAAUAUGGUUUCAGUGUACUGAUUAAUCCAAUUAGCCCGUAUCAACAUACACAUGAUAAAGCUGUGCUAAAUCUGUGCCUAAAACUGCCACUGGUUAAAAUGAGGCUACGUGACAGAGUCGAGACACAUCUCCGCCAUCUAUUCCUUCACCGUUUUGAGGGUGGACCGACAGCCCUGCACAACUUAGCCACACAGUUCGUCUGCACGUACCAAAAAGCACCAGAGCAACAGUAUAAUAAUCUAGUUAUGAUUACUGAUGAAUUUUGGGUGAUGUGUUCGUGUAAUAAUCAUCUUACCUUGUGAGGUAUAUGAUCAGAUGAACCAAAUAUCACACAUAUGUUAGAUUAAGCAUGAUAAGAGGUAAACUGAUGUUUAAACUGCAAGCCACUCUCAGUCGUGGUAUAUGAGAUGACACAGGACAGGCCAGCAAGAGGGAGUCCUAGUGUGGAAAUGUAAUCUUAGGGGACUGUUCAGAUGUGAAUCCCCAACAGAGGUGGACAUAUAUGGGUGAGAGUGGAGGAAUACAUUCCUCAGUAAGACAAUGUACAGAACAUGGCCUUACUUGUGAGUUAGGUAAUGGGUGGAGUAGGACAAACCAUUAUGCUAUAUAUUGUAUUGUCUUUAUGAUAACGGCAGAGUUUUUCUGAUCUGACCCUGAAGCUCUCUCAGAUGGCCGGCAUCUGAUCUGAUACUGCUUGUUAUUAAAGUU
This is a messenger RNA of Chelmon rostratus (copperband butterflyfish), 2263 nucleotides long. RefSeq names its product zinc finger protein 420-like. The record is from RefSeq and is a predicted model, not a curated record. Gene Ontology annotation, molecular function: DNA-binding transcription factor activity; RNA polymerase II cis-regulatory region sequence-specific DNA binding. Bases 85 to 1131 code for a protein of 348 amino acids. NCBI's taxonomy places the organism in Eukaryota, Metazoa, Chordata, Actinopteri, Chaetodontiformes, Chaetodontidae. The transcript has 2 exons. Gene Ontology annotation, biological process: regulation of transcription by RNA polymerase II.